GCGCCGGGCUCCGGUGCCCGAGUCCGGCCCGCUCGGGGCGGCAGCAGCGCCGGGUCCCGGCCAGGCGGCCUCGCUCCUCCCCUUUCCCUCCGUGUCCCCGCGCGCGCCCUGCCCGCCGCCGCGGUCCAAUAGUGUGAAGAACAAUCUUUGUUUCACUUGAAUUAAACUCCAUGCCGAUUCCACGCUGCAAAUCUCCAGUCGCUCAAAGAUGACGUUAGAAGGAGCAGCCUCUUGCUAUCUUAACAAUGGAAGGUCAGUCUUGUGCUAAUACAAAGAUUAUCCAGCAAGUACCCUCUGGAUCAAGUCCUCCACCCUUCCUUAACUUGCUGAAAAUACAUCGAGAACUUUUAGUCAGCAAAAUCCGAAACACCCAGUGUUUGAUUGACAACUUGAUCAAGAAUGAAUACUUCUCUACUGAAGAUGCAGAAAUUGCCGCACAGUUUCCUAUUCAAGCCGACAAGGUUCGUAAAAUUCUGGAUCUGGUUCAAAGCAAAGGAGAAGAAGUUUCAGAAUAUUUCAUCUACAUCCUGCAAGAGGUCUCUGAUGCGUAUUAUGAACUACAGCCUUGGUUGGAUGAAAUAGAUUUCCACCCUUCACAGAAUAUUCAAAAUAAACCUGUUGUAAAUACAGAUCCAGUCAGCAGGUACCGUCAGAAACUCAAAUAUGAAUUGGCACGAGACACAAAGUUUGUUAUGUCGUAUGCUCAGAAGGAGGAAAUGCUUCUGGAGGAAACCUAUGCUGCUAGUCUUAUCGAGCUGGUCAGUUAUACCAAUGAGAGCCUAGGCAAGGUGAGCCGCUUAGAAGAUCUGUUUGAUGAUAGAAUUGGGUUAAUUAAUGAAGAUGGAGAGACGAUCUACAUCUUUGGUGAUGCAGGUAUUGGAAAAUCCAUUUUGCUACAAAAGAUGCAAAAUCUUUGGGCCAGAGGCGAAUUGGAUGUAGGUGCCAAAUUUUUCUUCCGGUUCAGGUGCAGGAUGUUUAGCUGUUUUAGGGAGAAUGAAGCCAUCUGUUUGAAGGAUCUCCUGUUCAAAUACAACUGUUACCCAGAUCAGGACCCCGAGGAGGUAUUCAACCACAUCCUGCACUUCCCUCAUACAGCCCUUUUCACAUUUGAUGGUUUUGAUGAGAUCCAUUCCGACUUUGACCUGAGCAGCAUCCCCGAGAUCUGCUCACCCAAUGAACCUACCCACCCUCUUGCCCUGUUGGUGAAUCUUCUCAGCGGAAAGGUUCUUAAGGGAUCCAGGAAAGUUCUGACAGCAAGGACAGGAACUGAGAUCCAUCAAAACAUCAUUAGGAAGAAAGUACUGCUCCGAGGGUUUUCCAGCAGUAACCUGAAGGAAUACACUAAGAAUUUCUUCAGAGAUGAGGAGUGUCGGGUAUUGAUGUCGAACCAGCUGGAAGCAAACCCCAGUCUCUGCAGUUUGUGUUCAGUGCCUUUGUUUUGUUGGAUUAUCUUUAAAUGCUUUGAACUCCUCCGUUCCAUGUUCGACAGUCAUGAGCUUCCAAACUACUCAGUUACACUCACAGAUGUUUUUUUGCUCAUGACUGAAGUUCACUUGAACCGAACUCUGAAAACAAAUUUGCUGAAGAAGAACACCAGGAGCCAAGUGGAGACAUUCAGGUCGAAAAAGGAAACUCUGUUCUCUUUGGGUACAAUAGCACACAUGGGGAUGGAGAAGUCUCUCUUUAUCUUUGACCAGGAGGAAGUCACAUCCUUGCAUGUGUCAGAGCAGGAUUUGCACCUGGGAUUCCUCAGGACGGUUCAUGACUGUGGUGGCUAUGGAGACCAGUCCUCCUGUGAGUUCUUGCACUUGACCCUGCAGUCUUUUUUCACAGCUUUGUUCCUAGUUACUGAAGAGAAAUUGGGUACAAAGGAGUUACUGAAGUUUUUCUCAGAGUGCUCUUCCACUGACACUGCUCACUCUACUUGUCUCCCUAUUUCCUGGUUGCGCAAAUGCCCUAUAGGAGAAGAUCCUUUCCGAAAUAAAGAACAUUUUCACUUCACCAAUCUUUUCCUCUGUGGUCUGCUUUCCAAAGACAAGGAGAAGCUCAUCAGACAUUUAGUUUCACCUGCAGCCAUUAAAAGGAAAAGAAAUGCGCUCAUUACAUAUCUCUUAGAAAGCAUGAAAUUUCAAAUGCAGAGCCUGAUGCGGGCAAGACUUAAGGGUUAUAAACAGAUUCAGGUCAUGCCCAAUUUUGUUUGGAUGCUGAGGUGCAUUUAUGAGACUCAAAGUGAAAAACUAGCCAAGCUGACUGUCAGGGGCAUGAGGGCCAACUACAUCAAACUCACCUAUUGCAAUGCGUAUUCGGCAGACUGCAGCGCCAUUUCCUUUGUGAUGCAGCACUUUCAGAAGCAUCUGGGUCUGGAUCUAGACAACAAUAAUAUCAAUGACUAUGGAGUAAAACAACUUCAACCUUGUUUUAACAAGCUUGCAGUGAUCAGGCUGAGUGUUAAUCAGAUCACAGAUCAUGGAGUAAGAGUACUAUAUGAUGAGCUCUCCAAGUACAAAAUUGUGACUUUCCUGGGCUUGUACAACAACCAAAUUACUGAUGUUGGAGCCAGAUACGUUGCAAGACUCAUUGAAGAAUGUUCAAGCCUCACAUAUGUUAAAAUAGGAGCAAACAAGAUAACCACUGAAGGAGGGAAAUGUCUUGCCCUUGCUAUCCAGAAGAGCAAAACAAUGUUUGAAAUUGGGAUGUGGGGUAACCAGGUUGGAGAUGAAGGAGCGAAGGCGUUUGCAGAGGCACUGAGGAAUCACCCCACCUUAACAAAUGUGAGUCUUGCAUUCAAUGGCAUCACGACAGAGGGAGGCAAAAGCAUUGCCGAAGCUUUGCAGCACAACAGCACCGUGAAAAUAUUUUGGUUGACUAAAAAUUCGAUAGAUGACGAAGCUGCAAAGAGCUUUGCAGAGAUGCUGAGAGUCAACAAGAAGCUAGCACAUUUAUGGCUUAUCCAGAAUCAGAUUACAGCCAAAGGGGCCAAAUACCUCAGUGAAGCUCUCCAGGAGAACACAACCCUGAAAGAAAUCUGCUUAAAUGGGAACCUGAUCAACCAAGAAGAGGCCAAAGCCUUUGCAGAUGAAGAACGGAUUAUUUGCUUUUGAGUGUGUUUUUUCCAGUUUGGACAAGCUCAGUAUUACAAGUAUUGUUCCAGCACUUAGAGACUGCAGGGUUACCAAGGCAUCCGUCUGUACUGGGGACGUCACUGCAUGUAAGGGAGUCUGAUUAACUGGCUUUUUCAGAACACUCUGCCCUUCCCCCUCCAGUAAGGUGCCUGUGUUGUUACUCCACACUUUUGCGGAGUGUGACAGUGCCUUAGAGGACUAAGUGUUUGUACAGUGCUUGGAUGAUUUAAAGUGCCCUGUCAGUGUAAUCAAACCCACCCCACCCCCCCCAGCAGGUCUAUAUACUUUGAUACAUCUAUAUCCAUGUAUUAGGUAAAUAAGUCUCUUUAUAGCUUAUUUAUAUGUACAAUUAAGGCUGCAAGAUCUUGUGGAAGAGCCACAAGCUCACAGCAACAUCCCCAGUGGACUGAGGAAAAGCUUGUGAGCAUUUGGAGAUCCUGAGUAGAACUGUAAACCAUCCAUGCAGGGCAUUUUCUGUGCUCGUGCCUGGGGUCUAAUUUUCCCAUCAACUGUCAGUGGAGCUAUGGGAGCUUAGCACUCCUGAAAAGCAGGAUCUUAGACUUUAGGCUUUCAUUAUUUUUAAUACUCCUUCCUCCACAUUGGAGCUAAUUCACACAACUUCCCCCAGAUACCCAGCAGCACUCCUGCCAUUUUGUUAGAAUGUUGUGUGGUCAGUAUAGAGACAGCCCCCUGUAAUUACAGUGUUCAGUUUUGGGGGAUUCUGGAGAUAAACCUGAAGAAUUGGCCACUAGCCUCAGAUAUUAGACAAAUUUAGACUGGACUUAAUUCUCAUUAAAAAUGUAUACCUUUUAGCAGCUAUUGGAACCAUUUACACAAGGGCAUGGUGGAUUCUCCAUCACUGAAGAUUUUUAAAUCAAGGUUGGAUGGUUUUCUGAAAGGAAUUCUAUUAGGGGAAGUUUGAGGGCCUGUGUUGUACAGGAGGUCAGACUAGAUCAGGGUUCUCAAACUGGGGGUUGUGACCCCUCAUAGGGUUGUGAGGUUAUUACAUGGGGGGGAGGGUCAUGAACCGUCAGCCUCAACCCCCAAACCCUGCUUUCCCCCCAGUAUUUAUAAUAGUGUGAAAUAUAAAACAGGUGUUUUAAUUUAUAUGGGGGUCGCACUCAGAGGCUUGCUGUGCGAAAGGGGUCACCAGUAGGAAAGUUGAGAACCACUGCACUAGAUGACCACAAUGGUUCUGUCUGGCCUUGGAAUCUGACACGCUGCUGCUAGCAACACACCAACAGCAAAGAGCAAGGAGAACAGAAGAACUAACUGAAUUGAGCAGAAAUCUCUUUCCCAGCAACAGGGAAGUGUUAAAAACUGUUUGCGAACGUAAGACUUGCAUGCCAGUCCUACCUGAAUUAACAGAACCAUUGAAAGCAUCAGUAGGAGAUUGGAAUGACAAGCCACAAUCUUGAGCUCGAAGAGUUGAGAAGCAAAAUGAUUUUCAGUAGGAACUAGUGAUUUUGGGAGCCUAAUCUGAGCUGCCUUAAAGAAGCCUGAUUCUCAGAGGGCAGGUGCGCAGUACUUUGAGAAAAUCAGGCCUUUUUUAAUACAUCUCAAGCUUUGAAGCACCCAAAAGUAUUAAACACUUUGCAAAAGCUUGGUCAAUGUUCCUUAAUUUUCCUUUAGUUAAAUAAAUUUUCAUUCACUAGAUUAAAAAAACAAACACAUACACCAAUACACCUACCUGUAUGUGUGCUUGAUUCUCUAUUUACUAACUUGCCCACCGACCCAGGUGGGAUGAAGGAAGGAAGGUAUGGUAUAAAUUCUAGUAAAAACAAUCUUAGAUCUCCACAAAGUUAAAAUAGUUAAAGGGUUUUCUUUCUAUUUUAAAUCCACCCCUACCUCUUUUUGGGAGCAGCACCCUCCUGUUUCCCACCCCCAUUUAUUCCUUUUUUCUCCAAAACACACUUUCAAACACUGUAAAGAAAAAUAUUAGUGUUUGUUAUUUUCAGUGGGCUUUUCUCACUGGCUGUUACGUCAGUGAUGUGGCUCUGCUCCCACUGCGGUGAGGUGAUGACACUUCCAUGUCUUCCUAGAAAAAUCAGCUAACUGGAAUGAUUGAUGCAUCUGGGCCACUUGUUUACUGAAGCAAAGAGGUGCAGAGUCAGACAUGCAGUAUAUUUUAAGCUGUAAAAACAUCUGCCAACACAAAAUAUUUAAAAGCGUGUUAUAGGCUAUUUUUAGAAAAAACCCACACUUUUCUCUUAGGCUAUGUCCACACUACACUUUCAUUGUUAAAACUUUUGUCGCUCAGGGGAAGUGAAAAAACACCUCCCUGAACGACAAAAGUUUUAGCAACAAAAAGUGCCCAUGUGGACACCGCUUUGUUAGCAGAAGACUCUCCCGCUGACGAAGUUACCGCCCCUCAUUUGAGGUGGUUUUAUUUUGGCGUUAGGAGCGCGCUCUCCUGGCGACAAAGAGCAACUACAGUGGCACAGCUGUACCACUGUAAGGUGUGCAGUGUAGACAUAGCCUACGUCAUACUAAAGUCUUCCCAGUCCCUCGCAGAUACAACCGCCACCAAAAAAAAGGGCAUGAUCCUGAAAGGUAGUGAGUCCCCUUUGUUCCUACUGUGCUCAGCAUGUCCCGGGAGGUAUUGAUAGUAGAAUUAAACCCUAGAGCAUAAGAGGGAAAAAUGCAUUUUCAUUAUUCCAAGUCACUGAUGUGAAAAUACAAAAUGUCCAUGAAUUUAAUAUGCUCAUUUGGGGCUUUUCCCUUCAGCUUCUUCUGCACUACAGUUUAGAAGAGGGUUUGGCACUGAUCCUGGUGCAAACUCUGUUACGUGCAUACCUGUUACAAAGCAUGGGUCCAAUGCUGCAUGCGCUUACUGUGGGGCAUAGCGUUCACUGAACUGCUCAGGGAAGCAAGCACUGCAUUUGAUAGGAACAGGCCUUGUGUUAAGAAACCAUGUGCUGUAGACUGUGGGCCUAUUAAACACUCCUGUCCAACCAACCCUUAGCAUCAAAGGAGGAUCCACGUACAGAGAGCUCAGAAGACUGCGCCUUGGCUGUAGUGGUGUUGUUACUGAAGCCGUAGCCGAUUUCUGCUCCAAGUGGAGCCGUGACAGCGAUUUAUUGCCCACAUUACUUCAUAGUUUCAGCUUGGGGAAAACACGGCUGCCAUGUGUGGAGAAGCUUGAAUUUCCCACCACAGAGUUUUGGGCUUCACUUUUUUCUUCAUAAACUUAAUGGGCUAUUUGCAGUGAGCUCCCAAGCUAUAGCUUGACCACCUACAAAGGGGACCUUGUUACCAGAAUUCAGGUCUCCGAGAAAGCCCUUAGAUUGUAAUUAAAUACAUAUUUUUAAAACUUGGAAUUAAUAAUUUACUUAAAGUCCUUUUUACAGAACCAUGUAUUUUUUCACCCCUUGUUAAUAAACAGCUUUCUAAGA
This is a messenger RNA of Caretta caretta (loggerhead turtle), 6517 nucleotides long. It is a transcript of the gene NOD1, whose product is annotated as nucleotide binding oligomerization domain containing 1. Gene Ontology annotation, molecular function: protein binding. The record is from RefSeq and is a predicted model, not a curated record. Gene Ontology annotation, biological process: regulation of apoptotic process. Lineage: Eukaryota; Metazoa; Chordata; Testudines; Cheloniidae.